AUGUCAAGUCACCACCGCCACCUGUCUCCCAAUCGAGGUCGACACCAUACAAUCGACCCAAUGCGAGCUUCCACUGGCACUGUUCAGCUAGGAUCCUCCUACGAUCAUCACGACCCGCCCAGUUAUCACGACUCGUCCAGGCGCUAUGAGUACGAUGACUAUAUAUCAGACACUGGAUAUGCCAGUGCAUACGGCUAUGGCUCGGCUCGACCACCUAUACUCGAAGCUCAUCCUGUUUCCUCCCAUCGAGUCCAUGAUCCGACCUCAUCCGCUAAGAAACGAACUGAAUACACCGUCAAGCCCAGACAUAGAAGCAACACAGCAUCUGCGGCAGACUUCUACUCCACCCCAGUGCGCCUGGAAGUGCCGUCCAAAUCUCGGCACCAUCUUGCCCCCGUGAAACAUACAACUCAUCGACCAGCUCCGGGCUCUUUUCCCUCGGAGUCUGCACCUCAUGUGGUCGAGGCCGCUCCUCGAUACCGCUCGCACCACCGACUACCCAACACCGACUAUGCCAGCGAUGUUGGGUACCGCGACUCGCGGGAUGAUAUGAGACAUCGGGCAAGCCCCAGCUCACCACGGACUUAUCCGCCGUCUCAACCACGACGUCACCCAGCUUACGAUGGACUGAGAAAGGGGGACGAUAUCGAUGACUUCGAUGCCUACUCCUACACUACUCCCCGCGAGCAAUUCGAUCGCGACUAUCCGGUGAAGCCUCGCACUCGAGGAUCCAGAUAUGCGGACAACCGGCCACUCAGCAUUUCUGGGAUUGACAGUUCCCAGUGGGCGGGACGAAAGGAACGCCAUCAUGGCCCACCCCCGACUUCCUGGGGCCUAGACAAGAUGGCCCGAGAACGACCCCGAGGCUCAAGUCGUAGCAGGGAUGAUCAUCAUGAUGUGCGCAGAUCGAAGGAGGGAGUUCAUGACCAGGCCUUGGUUGCCGUGCCUCAUGAUUCAGACGACGAAGACUACCGUCAUGGCCGUACACACCGCCGCCAUCAUAGACGCCAUGAAGACGAUCGAGACCGACACUAUGGAGGAGACUAUCACCCCAAAUCACAUGAUAGUGGUUCCCUCCCCGUCGUGGGACUUGGAACAGCCGCUCUAGGGGGUAGAUAUUCCGACGUGUCAGACUACGAGCAACCGCGCUCGCCAAAGGGUGCACACAGGCGCACCCACGACGAGCACGAUAAACGUGGCCACGAUGCCGCCCCAGCCUCAUCCCGGGAGCUCGCCAUAGCCGAUGCCAUUGAAAGAAACAGGCCAGGUUAUUUGGCCCCAGAGGAUGCUCACCGCCACGGUCGACGCCGACACUCCCGACGACGGAGGCAUAGCGAUGAGGCCGGCGUCUCCGAAGACGAUCUGGAAAGAUAUAGACAAGAGCCCUCUGCACCAGAUUCCGGCCGUCGCAGACACAGCAGCACCGAUACCUCGGAGAGCGACCGGGACCGCAGCCGGGAGCGUUCACGCCAUCGCAGGCACAGAGACCACUCGCGUGGACAUCGCUCGUCUCGCUCUCGUCACCGCAUGCUGGAAGAUGGCAAUGCCAGCGAGCCGCGCCGCUCGCCGCCUGACAUGACCAAGGACGAUUCUAAAAAGCUCGUUGCGGUCGAGCCACCUAUCGCUCCGAAGGAGCCCGGAGGCGCCCCCCAAGGGAAUUCUCAAGGCUCCCCGUCCGGCUUUCCCGGAAGAGCCCAACCCAGGGCUCGCUGGACGAAGAUCGACCGGCGACUGGUGAAUCCGGAGGCAUUGGAAGCGGGGAAUGAGCGGUUCGAGGAGCGGUCGGAUUAUGUGAUUGUGUUGAGAGUGUUGACCAAGGAGGAGAUCCAACUAUAUGCUGUGAAGACGCAGGAGAUCAGAGAUACUCGACACAAAGAACAAGUUCGUGAAAGACGCAAGUCUAGAGAUGAGACUCAGCGCCAUGGACGCCGUGGCGAGGGGUCUUCUAGUGAUGACGAAUAUGAGGGCGAGGACAAGCCUCGAAAACAGCUUGAAGCACCUCCUACCUCUGAAGAGUGGCGGCCAUCUCUGCCGGCGCGUCCACGCGCUUCGACCAACUCGAUGCAAGAAGCUGAAAGACCCAGAAUGGGUCCAUCUGCUACACCAGCUUAA
Molecule: messenger RNA, 2112 nt
Organism: Penicillium soppii
Lineage: Eukaryota; Fungi; Ascomycota; Eurotiomycetes; Eurotiales; Aspergillaceae
Exons: 3
Coding region: 1-2112 (703 amino acids)
Source: RefSeq, a predicted model, not a curated record